UUAACAUUGAGACAUCAAAUUAUAGUAAAUAUAAUAUAAGUGUCGGACAUAGCAUAUAUCAUAGAAUAAUGUCAUCAUUUCAUCCAAUAAAUCCUAAACCAUUCUUGAAAACCUUAAUAGAUAAACCAGUAAUAGUAAGAUUGAAAUGGAACAAGACAGAAUAUAGGGGAAGACUAUUGUCAGUGGAUAAUUAUAUGAACUUACAAUUGGAUAAGACUUACGAAAUAUUACAUGAAGAUGGAGAAAGAAAAGAGGAGUUGAUUGGAGAAAUAUUUAUUAGAUGCAACAAUGUAUUGUUUAUCCGUGAAGAUGUGAAGAAGCAUGAUUCUCACAACGGCAAUGGUACUAGCGAAAAGGUGCCUAAACAGGAAGAUCAGCUACAGGAUGAGGAACAAGAACAAGAACAAGAACAAGAAGAAGAUCAAAAAGAAGAAGAAGACAAGUCUAAUGAAAAUGAAGACAUGAAAGAGUGAGCUCCAGAGCAUAUACUGCACAAUAUACACUGUAUUAUAUAUAUUACACCAUCUACAUAGUCACUAUAGUUUAUAUAUGUAACAAUGAAUGUAAUCUCAAC
Messenger RNA from Scheffersomyces amazonensis, 574 nucleotides. RefSeq names its product mRNA splicing protein. Gene Ontology annotation, biological process: spliceosomal snRNP assembly; mRNA splicing, via spliceosome. The record is from RefSeq and is a predicted model, not a curated record. Gene Ontology annotation, cellular component: U1 snRNP; pICln-Sm protein complex; catalytic step 2 spliceosome. Gene Ontology annotation, molecular function: RNA binding. Bases 69 to 473 code for a protein of 134 amino acids. The transcript has 2 exons. NCBI's taxonomy places the organism in Eukaryota, Fungi, Ascomycota, Pichiomycetes, Serinales, Debaryomycetaceae.